Messenger RNA from Cylindrotheca closterium, 1533 nucleotides. NCBI's taxonomy places the organism in Eukaryota, Bacillariophyta, Bacillariophyceae, Bacillariales, Bacillariaceae. The record is from the annotation of a GenBank genome assembly.
AUGACGGCUGAAGCAGAGAUAUACAUGACACCACAGCUUGCAAAGCGCAAAGAUGGUCUCUGUCCUUCGCUUCUCAAUGAUGAGGUCCUAAAAGUGUCUACAUCGAAGGGAGGAGGACCUUCGCACGCUGCCAUUUCGAAAUCAUACCAAACGAAUACAAAAUACCUUACAGAAUCCAUCCGAGAGCUGGAGAAUGAAUCUGAGGAGUUGAAGUUUAUUUCUGAUUCUGUGAACAAGUUCUUGAAGGAGUUCGUCGACGGUUCCGAUGAUGUUAGUAGCAUCAGCUUUGAACCAAAGGGUUGUACUUGGAAACUAGAACUUGACAUCGACAAAGUGCAAGCACCUGACUAUCGCAUUCAAAUCGUUUGCAUGGCGAGGGCUUCAGGUGACAAAAGAACUACUUUUGUUGUAGACGCCACCCUGGUUGGCAAAUCAGACACAUCCAUUUCGUCUACUUCAUUACCAGGGUUUAAGGAGGCAAAGGCGACUUUCGAAGCCACCUCUCUAGUUGUGCGCAAAGCUGUGGUGCGAUGUGAAUUCCCUGAAUUUCCCGAAGGAUGCAAAGGAAGAAUCUUUCGAGAGGUGUACCAAUUGAACGCAAGGCUCAAAUCAGGUUCCUUUGCAACUGUGUGUCGUGGUACGCAUCGUGCCAGUGGGAAAAAAGUUGCAAUUAAGUGCGUUCUGCGCAAAGACUUGCCACCGAAUGAUGAUGCAGCAAUUUACGACGAAGUGGCCAUCAUGUCAUCUCUAACACACCCCCAUAUCGUUCCACUUAUUGAUUUCUUUGAAGAGAAAGACUGUUACUUCCUUGUGAUGGAACUGAUGAGUGGUGGUGAUCUUUUUGACCGAAUUGGAAAAAAGAAAACUUACAGUGAAGCUGAUGCACGUGACCUUACAGUUAAAAUGUUGAAGUCUAUGGCAUUCUGCCAUGCGCAUAACAUUGCCCAUUGCGAUAUGAAGCCGAAGAACUUGCUGUUGAUGAGCGAAGACAACGAUUCGUACAUUAAGCUUGCAGAUUUCGGAUUUGCAGCGAGAUGUCAUGCUCCUAAAUCUUUGACAAAACAGUGCGGAACACCAUUUUUUGUAUCUCCCGAGAUUCUCAUGCGACAGCCGUAUGAUCAACAAUCCGAUAUGUGGUCGGUUGGAUGCAUAAUAUUUCUCUUGUUAAGCGGCAAUUUACCUUUUAUGGGGCGCAGUCAAAAGGAGUUAUUCAAGAAAAUCGUUUCUGGCAAGUUUGAGUUUGAUGACGAUGAUUGGUGUGACGUUUCAGAUGACGCAAAGGACCUUGUUAAGCAGUUAUUGAUUCUAGAUCCUGAUCAAAGGAUGACUUCCGCAGAUGCGUUGAAACAUAGAUGGAUGAGGGCAUCUGAUGAUCGCUUGAGAAUGAUGGCGCUAACAGGUACAUCUCAGAGAUUAAAGACUUUCAAUGCACGAAUGAAACUGCGAUCUGCAAUGAUUGCUGUUGAUUGGGUUAGUAGUCUGAAGAAAACAUCGUGGAUUUCGACUCGAAACCUGAACAAAGAGUCGAGUUGA